Hypoxylon fragiforme is the source of this 1666-nucleotide messenger RNA. Its product is annotated as acyltransferase-domain-containing protein. NCBI's taxonomy places the organism in Eukaryota, Fungi, Ascomycota, Sordariomycetes, Xylariales, Hypoxylaceae. Gene Ontology annotation, cellular component: endomembrane system. Gene Ontology annotation, molecular function: acyltransferase activity. The record is from RefSeq and is a predicted model, not a curated record. The transcript is spliced from 4 exons. Bases 181 to 1398 code for a protein of 405 amino acids.
CCAUCGCUAACUCACCCAUCCGUGACACCCAUCCGUGGAAUCCUCCCGUGGACACUCGUCGAACGCUAUAUUUCCACCCUUCUCGAUCUUCGAAUCUCUUCUAACUCUACCUCGUUAUCUCGUUCGUUAUCUUGCUAGUCUCCGCCGCCUACCCUAUCACGUUGCCGACCCCUACCCACUAUGACGACCGCCGAGUUGCGGAAGCGUCCGCAGCCUCCGGACACUGUCCCGGGGUCGAAAUCUACCAUCGAUAGUGGUCACCCUGCAGGCGAAGCAAAAUACGGCCGCUUCAGGGCCCUCCUCCGAGCCGUCUCGGUCUCCCUAUACUUUGCAAGCGGCUGUUUGACCAUACACAUUACCCAGAUCCUUGGCGCCCCGAUAUACUACCUCAACCGCGAUUUCUAUUAUGCAUACAUGUCCUUGACGAAAGCGUCCUUUGGUCUGUUGAUAACAACUAUGACUCAGUGGUGGGCGCCUACUGUCAUUAGGAUUAGCGGCGACUCCUCUGUCGCUGGACAGUUCAGUUUAGCGCCGGAUGGUAGAGUCAACUGCGCUUUCCCGGAGCGCAUGGUCAUGAUCGCCAAUCACCAGAUAUACACCGACUGGUUAUACCUCUGGUGGGUAGGAUAUACGGGCAUUCCGCAAAUGCAUGGACACAUCUACAUCAUCCUGAAGGAAUCGUUGAAAUGGAUCCCCGUCAUCGGUCCGGGCUGCAUGUUUCUCGGCUUUGUCUUCAUGUCCCGAAAGAUGGCCGUCGAUCAACCACGCCUAGCCCAUAGACUUGGCAAACUGAAGACGCGGCAUACAGGUCCGGACGGGAAAAGUUAUUUAAAUCCAAUGUGGCUGCUUCUUUUCCCGGAGGGCACUAACCUGUCCGGCAACGGCCGGGAUAAGUCAGCCAGAUGGGCUGCCAAAUCAGGUAUUCGUGACUUGGCGCAUUUGAUGCUGCCUCGAAGUACUGGCAUGUACUUUUGCCUCAAUGAACUUAAGGGGACUGUGGAUUACGUUUACGAUUGCACUGUAGCCUACGAGGGUGUCCCUCGCGGACAAUACGGCGAAGACUACUUCACCCUGUCAAGCACUUUCUUCCAGGGCCGACCUCCUAAAUCUGUCAAUUUCUACUGGAGACGAUUCGACCUGGCUAAGAUCCCUCUGGACACUCCAGAAGCCUUCGACGAGUGGCUCCGUGAGCGCUGGUACGAGAAGGAUGCCUUGCUUGAACAAUAUGUCGCCACUGGACGAUUUCCGGCAAAUGGGGCUGGGAUCAAGGGGCACAUCGAGACGGAAGUGCGGACACAGUAUUGGUGGGAAUUUUUUAGGAUCUUCGUUAUGCUUGGCGCAUUUGGGUUACUGUUCAAUGUCAUGCUCAGAACCCUACGCGUGCUCACUCGUGGUUAGUCCAUCCCCUUUCCCUCCAUUCUUUUCGAAGACCGGUUUUGUGUGGGCGUUGCAUAUGGAAUGGUGAUGGAACAAAUCGGGGUUGAAUUUGAUACCCAAGGCGAUGUCAUGGCGGAAUCGCACAUAUAGGACAGGAGUUUAGAUUGAUGAACUUUGCAUAACGGCAUGAUAUGCAUAACUCUACUCUUUUCAUGGCUCCUCUAAUUACAAGAGGCUGCCUGUGUACUAUGUCACUCAGUUCCAGGGAAUAAUACUGUUAUGCUCUUCA